Messenger RNA from Angiostrongylus costaricensis, 780 nucleotides. NCBI's taxonomy places the organism in Eukaryota, Metazoa, Nematoda, Chromadorea, Rhabditida, Metastrongylidae. The record is from the annotation of a GenBank genome assembly.
AUGUUCCUGAUUGCGAAAAUCGUGCGAGGUCGACGACUUCUUCAUGAACUUGAACAACGAGAGAAGAACCAAGCUGCUGCGGCAGCUCUAGAAGCUGCACAGUCAAUCACCCAAGUUUCACGUCGAUUAGCUGCACGUCAUCAGCAUAUGAGUGGUGAUGUAGUUGAGAAUGCCGAUGAAGUAAAGACGAAUCAGAAGACAGAGCGUCGAAAAAAAGCAGCAGUCAGUUGUCGUUGGACGGUAUCUUUAGGAGUAUCUAGUUACAUUACUUGUUAUAGAAGAAAAAUUACGGAGUCUUCAGGACCGGUGGGCAGCACUUUGAAACACUACAAUUAUGACGAUAAAUUGAACAGACUGCAACGACGUGCUCUACGAUUCACAUGGCAUCGUCUUCAUACGAGAAACGGUGGAAAGCGAGUAGAAAACGUCUUCGAGGAGAAUUCUAAACGUGAAGAUACGGGAUCUCCUCUUGAUCCAAGGAUUAUAGGCCGAUCACAUGGUCUACUUCGCCCAUAUGGUCUUACUGGUCAGCAUUGGGAAAAGUUGGGAGAGAUAAUUAUCGAUGUUGUAUUAGCCCAGGAAGCUGUUCGAGAUCUGCCAGGAGCUGGACAGGCAUGGGUGAUCUUCACAGCAUGCCUAGUGGAUCAGUUGCGAGCUGGAUUUGAUGAAUGCCGUGGAGCAAAUCAGGGGCUCACCAAACGUGACGCUGUGCUCUACCAUGCUACAAAACAUCUAUAUGACUUGGUAAGUGUUAAGAUAAAAUUAACAUGUGAAUUCUAA